AUGAAGGUCUUAAAUACAUGCUACAAGCUUGGAAUUCUCCAUGUUACGGUGUAUGCAUUUUCUAUUGAAAAUUUCAAUCGGUCUAAAGAAGAGGUUGAUACAUUGUUUUCUUUAUUAAGAGAUAGAUUAAAAUUUAUAUCCGAGAAAGAGGAAUCAUACGCUAGAUUCAACAGUAUUAGAAUUAAAAUCAUCGGGAAUAGGACAAUGAUACCAAGCGAUAUAUUGAAAGACUUAGAAGAUAUCGAAGAGCGAACUAAGAACGUUUCUUCAGCUAAAGUAUUGAAUGUUUGCUUUCCAUACACUUCGCGUGAUGACAUUGUUCACUCAAUUCAAAGUAUUGCCUCUCAGGUUGAAUUAAAAGAAAUCGAAUCAAAUGAACAUAUCACUUUGGAAACUUUAACUAAUAAUAUGUACAUGGGACCAAAUACUCCGCCUUUGGACAUCUUAAUCAGAACUAGUGGUCAUACCAGGUUAAGUGAUUUUAUGCUAUGGCAAUGCAAUUAUAAUUGUAUGAUCGAGUUUGUUGACACUUUGUGGCCUAAUUUUAGAGCUUGGGAUAUAAUGUCAAUUAUAAUGAAAUGGAGUUAUUACAGAACUUUGCAACUCGAACAGCAACGAAUUAUGAGCAAUAAGAAAACUGACAACCAAAAGCUAUCGACAGAUAUACUAAAAGAAUUGCCACCACAUCCACCAUUUGCUUCAAUUACUCAGCAUUGA
Messenger RNA from Debaryomyces fabryi, 717 nucleotides. RefSeq names its product ditrans,polycis-polyprenyl diphosphate synthase (gene SRT1). NCBI's taxonomy places the organism in Eukaryota, Fungi, Ascomycota, Pichiomycetes, Serinales, Debaryomycetaceae. Gene Ontology annotation, molecular function: ditrans,polycis-polyprenyl diphosphate synthase [(2E,6E)-farnesyl diphosphate specific] activity. The record is from RefSeq and is a predicted model, not a curated record. The transcript has a single exon. Gene Ontology annotation, cellular component: endoplasmic reticulum; membrane; dehydrodolichyl diphosphate synthase complex. Bases 1 to 717 code for a protein of 238 amino acids.